AUGGUCAACAUCGCCACUGCCGCAUGUGGCUACGAAAUCGCCAGUGGUGUGCAAGAACCCAGGGGCGCGUCUAGCGGAAGUCGCCGGAAACGGACCGGUGGGUCCUGUGCGGUGCUGGCCAGCGAGCUCCCCAGGGAGGAGGAGGACCGGUGGGUCCUGUGCGGUGCUGGCCAGCGAGCUCCCCAGGGAGGAGGAGGACCGGUGGGUCCUGUGCGGUGCUGGCCAGCGAGCUCCCCAGGGGGGAGGAGGACCGGUGGGUCCUGUGCGGUGCUAGCCAGCGAGCUCACCAGGGGGGAGGAGGCCUGGUGGGUCCUGUGCGGUGCUGGCCAGCGAGCUCCCCAGGGGGGAGGAGGACCGGUGGGUCCUGUGCGGUGCUGGCCAGCGAGCUCACCAGGGGGGAGGAGGCCCGGUGGGUCCUGUGCGGUGCCGGCCAGCGAGCUCCCCAGGGGGGAGGAGGACCGGUGGGUCCUGUGCGGUGCUGGCCAGCGAGCUCCCCAGGGGGGAGGAGGACCGGUGUGUCCUGUGCGCUGCAGGCCAGCGAGCUCCCCAGGGGGGAGGAGGACCGGUGGGUCCUGUGCGCUGCUGGCCAGCGAGCUCCCCAGGGAGGAGGAGGACCGGUGGGUCCCUUUCUGGCUCGUGAGUUAA
Closterium sp. NIES-65 is the source of this 645-nucleotide messenger RNA. The record is from the annotation of a GenBank genome assembly. Lineage: Eukaryota; Viridiplantae; Streptophyta; Zygnematophyceae; Desmidiales; Closteriaceae.